AUGUACGCUGAUGACAUUAAGAUUUACGGCAUAUAUGAUGACGAGAACUACCUCGAAGUACGCACUGCACUUCAGACAUCACUGGCAAAAAUGUUGGGCUGGGCUUCCAAAUGGGAUCUGCGCAUUAACUACGACAAGUCUCUGGUUAUGCAUGUAGGUGUAAAAGACAAAGAAUGCAGAACGAAGCUUCACCAAAGUGGGUCUAUUCAUGUUGAAGUACGGACCAGGAGAAAGCUCAGAUCCACGACAAGAUCCACGUACAACUCUGUAUGGGUCGCCCGCAGCACUAGUGAUUUCAACAAGAAAAAGCGACAGAGAAGGAAAUUCCGUCAACUGCAACAAGACCGCGAUAAGAAGUUGACGUCAAGAUGGAAGGAUCAUGAAAAGGCGUGGGAGGACAAGAAUCCGCGGCAAGGCUAUGCUUCAUUAGAGCAGUAUAGCGGUAAAAUGAAAAGACGUUCUCAAGUACUCAACACAACCAAUGAAGUGGCUGUCGGUGAACCAACUCUUCCAAUUAGGAAGAAUCACUUCAAGACCUUGCAAGCGCCGUCAGUUUCCCGAACUCGAUACGUUGAUAGACGGACAUAUGCGGUUAACGAGGAACCAUCGACCGAGUCGGAGAUUCUGGUCUGUAUCCGGAGGACGAAAAAUGGAGAAUCUGGUGGAGACGACGGGAGUAGCGCAGAAAUGCUGAAAUAUCUUCCUCCGUCUGGGUGGAGUAUCAUGUGCCGAUUUAUUAAACAUCGCAAGGAAGCAACGCGCGACGAGCAAGCUGGCUUUCGUCCUGGCCGUUUUACGAUUGACCAGGUGUUCAUCGUCAGGAGAGUGAUCAAAAUCUGGCAGCGGUAUUCGAAGCCAAUGCAAUUAAUGUUUCUGGACUCUGAAGCAGCUUUCGACUCUCCUCAUCGAGGCCCUCUUUUCAACGCUCUUCGCGCCGAUGGAGUGCCAGAAAAGUUGGUUAGCUUGUUUGAUGACAUGAAUCAACGAAGAACUGCUGCAUUUCGAACACCAGCCGGAUGUACAACACCGCUUGAGGUGAUAGCACCAUCAGGACGCCCCUUGACCAAUCUCGCGUACGCUGACGAUGUUGUUACAUUCGCAGAAAGCAGUACAAAACUUCAAAAUGUUGUCGACCUUGUAUCGAAGCUGGCUGGACUACGUCUGCCUGCUGAUAGAAGCAGCAGAAGUGGAUCUCUUUGA
Molecule: messenger RNA, 1200 nt
Organism: Necator americanus (New World hookworm)
Lineage: Eukaryota; Metazoa; Nematoda; Chromadorea; Rhabditida; Ancylostomatidae
Exons: 4
Coding region: 1-1200 (399 amino acids)
Source: RefSeq, a predicted model, not a curated record